Molecule: messenger RNA, 4480 nt
Organism: Stereum hirsutum FP-91666 SS1
Lineage: Eukaryota; Fungi; Basidiomycota; Agaricomycetes; Russulales; Stereaceae
Exons: 15
Coding region: 1-4281 (1426 amino acids)
Source: RefSeq, a predicted model, not a curated record
AUGCCUGUCCCCCGCCUUUUAAAAAAGCUGAGCUUUCACAAACUACGGAGUAAAUCAGUCGACGACCUGCACGAAGACGACUGGGCUUUCUUUCCCGAAUCGCCUCUUCCACCCGUACCCCAAAUCCCCAUCAAUCCUCGCUCGCAGACCGAGCCUCGUCUCAACCUGCGCCAGGGAUCCAGUAGCUCCAGCAACUCUGGGACGAAUCUAACCGGGCCAAGCUCCAGAGCGUUUACCAACUCGCGGAGCUCUACGCUCGUCAGCUCUGGUUCCAGCGCGGGAACGCCAUACACAUACACCCGUUACUCUGAAAACCUUGAUUUGCUCAAAUAUCAUGCCGGUGAUCAUGGACAUGCUGAAAACGGCGAUCUCGAAGGUCCCAUCGCACCCACGCCGGGCUUCAAAACUCAAAGAGCUGUUAUAUCUUCGUCUCCCGCGGCCAUGGAUUAUUUCCCUAGCGCAGAAUACGUCGCGGCCGGAACGACGGUUACAGCGUUAGCGGUGACGGAGUUUCGAGUCGAGGAGUCAGAGACGGAGGGCCAGGGCCACGAUAGAGGUCUGACUUCUAGGAAUCCCAGCCGGGAGAUAGGUACAGGCCAGCUGUAUCGUCAACAUCAUGAGGCGAAGUCGAUCAUAGACAACUCAUGGAAUAUGGUAAAGGACGGGUCGAAGAAGAUGGCAGGUGCGGAGGCGAUGUUGAAUACUAUUGAUGAUACGGUCUCAAAACUUCAAGCGGGUAACUCAGCGCUGACGCCGCUGAUCACUAGCGUCGAGACGGCGUUGAAAGACACGGGCGUGGUGGACAUGGUUCAGAGCGGAUUGGACCACUUUUUCGACGGGAUGCCGGUCUUUAUGAAUGCGUUGGACUCGGUAGCCAAGCUCCAUCCCUUCAUCGGAGUCGCUGUGAUGGCUUUCAAGGCCGUCUAUACUCUGGAGCUCAAGCGUCGUGAGAACGAGAAGAAAAUUAUAGCUCUCUAUGUCGAGAUGAAGGACAUGAUGGGUGUUCUCCUCCAACUGCAUGACGAACAAUCAGUCGCGCCCGACGGACGUUCUAUCGAAGACCGAAUGUCUGCACUCGUGAACAAGACAGCCGACGACAUCAAAACUUGCUCCAACGCCUGCGAUACCUACUCAAAGAAGCGCCUACUCGCCAAAGUCUUCCAAGGCCCGAUGUGGGACACCAAGCUCGUCGCAUUCGCUGGAUCGUUCACCAAGAGGAGGACCGAGUUUGAGUUCGCCUUAUCAGUCCAUACAGCCUUGGGCGUUGAUCAGCUGAAUUCAAAGGUAUCAUCUGUGAUGGAUACGACACAGAUGAUGAAUCAAAAGAUGGACCAGAUGAUGCAAAUGUUCCAAACGCUAGUCAAUCCGGAGAUGAAGAAGCUCACUGCCGCCGUCGAGGAACACGGUGGGAUCCAAGCUUGUAUGGAGAACGAGUCCGUUCUUCGUGAGCUCAGCGGGUUUACCUCCAAACCUUCGAGCGCCAGCAAGGCUCGUCUUGAUCCUGCCGCCACACGAGGUGGCAAGCGCGCUCGAGACGAGAAUACGUCGGCGUUUGAGGAGCUGAAGGCGGAUAUCUAUGAUGACCCGGAUGCUGCGAUUGAGAAGAACAUGGUCGUGUUUUCUCGCAAGUUCGAGAUCCAGAAGCAGCAGAUAGUGGCGGAGUUGACGUUGGUGGUUCAACACGAGGGUGACAGAGUCAUUGAGGCGGUUACUUCUGGACCACACGAUAGGAUUCUCGACCCCGAUAUGCAUGUCAUCUGGAAGGAUAUGGGAUGGCGAGGAAACGUCAAGGCACGGCACUUCGUUUUAGCUCUCCGAGACUUCUUCCAAGAGAAAGUGGCCGCUGUCUCGAAGGGUGUGGCCACUCCGAAAGCAGGCCUGAAGAGCACAGAUAGCUGGGCGAUCAAAUAUAUAGACAUCAUUCGGUUGCAACCCAUCAUGGAGGCUUUCGAUGACGAUGCCUCUGGUUUCAUCACCGUUCUGGAGAUGAAUAAUUUCACAACAAGUCGGCCAAAAGGAUGGAGCCUCUCUCACUGGGUCGCAUACUGGGCUAUCGGACACAGAGCAGCAAUGGUGCACUAUAAGGUUCUGAUCGAAGAGCUAUUCGCCAAGAUGGAAGGUAUCAUCCCAGAGCUCCGACUCGAGAACCGUGGCUCUGCCCACGAUUAUUUCGCGAUGUCUUGGAAGGCGGUACACACUCUGACAGCUGGCCUCGACGAUCAUGCUCCCGACCCGAAUCAGGAGCGGUUCACAACCUAUGUUGAGUCGGAGGAAAAGCGCGUGAAAGCGAACCUGGAGGCGGUGGACUACAUUAUCGACGGCCUUGACACUCUUUCGCUGGUGACUGGCGCCGGUAGAAUCGAGAAAUCACUGUUUGUUCUAGUGUAUCUGCUGCUCAAGCAUCACUUCGAGAUCAUGCGGAUAGCCCGUACAAAGGUCAUCGACGAUGACGAGCUGUGGAAUGCGGAGCAAACUAUUCGAUACAUCAUGCAGGCCGUCGGCUACCGCGUCAGCGACUUGACUCAUAACUUCAGACAGCAGAGAGUGGACGUCCAGAAAUCCUUUGCAAAUUUCGCCUGUGGGAUAUACAAGUUCGUAGAGGACCCGGGAGAAUUAUGGUCCCCAGAAAAAGUCAGGGCUAUGAACGAACCGGUGCAGGUGUAUCGAGAUGCCGACGAGGACCAGACUAUCCAGCCAUCAGACAUUCUUAAACUCGAGUACCACGACAAGCUUUAUCUUGACCAGUGGGUAUACGGCGACAAUCCAUACCCGGCUAUUCCUUGGACAUCGGGCCCAGUCAGCUUGCUCCUCGGCCCAUGGCACGGCUACCGCUACACCGACACAGGCGAAUGGAACACCCAAUACCCACUAAGCAUGAUGACCCUCAACAUCCAACGCGCAUCCGGCCACCAAAGGCUCAAAGCCACCGGCUGGAACAGCAACGGAGACUUCGACGUCCAAGGCUCAUGGACGAAAUCCGAACAAGGCAUCCUCCGAAUCACCCUCGAAUUCCUCUUCUCCGCACAAUACAGCAAGAUCUACUUCCAAGGCAGGUACGACACCGAACAAGACCUCCUCUACGGCAACUGGGCAAAGUCCUCCGACCCGUCGAAUAUCCUCGGUCUAGUCACCUUCAAGCGUAACGCCCCAGAGCACCUGAGGUAUUAUCCCACGCCGAGUGAAGUCCACGGAGGAGAUGGGAGGGCACGAGCAUUGUGGCGGUUCGCGAUCCUGGCUGUGAGAGAUGAGGUUCGCAGGCGGGGGUGGUCGUGGUCGUAUUUCCGGGAGAGGCGUGAUCAGCGAAAGACGUUCAUGCGGCUUUACCCAAGGUUGUUUUUCUUCGGGAGUCCCUUGAGCAAGAGCGAGACCAUUGAACUUUGCGAGGUGACGCGAACACUAACAUCGGCGGAUGCGUGCUAUUAUGGGUCUGUGGUGCGCAAGAUCAGAGACAUGACCUGUCUUCACGAUGAGAUAUGCGACGGCUGCGCCGGUCGAAUCGGAGGCGCACGUCUCGUCUGCCUCGACUGCACACCGCAAAGCCAAGAAACCCUCGACACCAUAGACCUCUGCGAUCACCCCUCCUGCGUCUCCUGCACCGUCCCAAUCACGCGUCGUGAAGACCUCGAUGCACCACACAUGCCAACGCACCACCUCAUGAAACUAUACACCGUUCUUCACAUGCGUCAGUACGGACGAGUGGAGAGAGCGGCGAGGGAGGCGCUGAAGCGGGUCAACAGAUGGAUCGCAGCCGGACUUGGGGCGAGGAAUGCAGCGCGCUGGCAUGGUGCUUCUGCCCCAGGCGGCAUGAGGACACCGAUGAGGACGACGUUCCUGCCCAUGAUAUCGGUGAACGAGUCUGGUGUGGAUGGAAUGAGCGUGUCGACGCCUUUGGUAGAGUCUAGGGAGAUGUUUACUUGUGGGAAGUGCUAUAGUCCAGUCACUCUCCCUUGCUGGUACUGCGUGGUCUGUCCAGACCACCUCUUCAUCUGCGCCUCCUGCGACUCCGCCGGCGCGCUCAAAAUCCCGCGCUCCUUCAAUCUCACGCACGACGAAACACAUCCUCUCAUCCGGUGUCAAGAGCCCCCGAAAGUCGCCUCCGUCAUGUCCACCGAGGAGCGGCUCAUCGCUCUCGAAGAACGGCUUCAGGAGAUGGAGGCGGGCCAGAGGGCGGUGCAUGAUCGGUUGGGAGAUAUCGAGGGGUUAUUGAGGAUGCUGCAGAGUACGCUUGCGCAGGCACGGACACCGUCGGCGAAGAGCCAUUCGACGUGGUUGAAUGUAUAGGCCUGUUGUGACUCUUGUCUGGGUUUGUCUUGUUUGUCCAGUAUGGAAACGUCUCGCUCAUUAUCACUUCACGUUUGUGUACUAUAUUAUUCUGCCUUUCGUUUACUGCCUACCACAAGUCAUACUUACUGCAACGAAAUUAUAAGUGCCGGUAAUACUGUAGCGAACGCUUGCUCGAACUCGAACAGCUUGAACAUAC